Botrytis porri is the source of this 2502-nucleotide messenger RNA. RefSeq lists its product as uncharacterized. The transcript has a single exon. The coding region runs from base 814 to 1845 and encodes 343 amino acids. NCBI's taxonomy places the organism in Eukaryota, Fungi, Ascomycota, Leotiomycetes, Helotiales, Sclerotiniaceae. The record is from RefSeq and is a predicted model, not a curated record.
AUGCGUAGCCUUUUGAAAGCAUUCUUACUUGCGCCGGUCAUAGUGUCGGCGUUUGUUUUACCACCAACUUCAAAACAAGAUGUUGAUGUCGAAUUCGAAAAGAACGAUGUUGAUACUACUGUUAAACUUAUAUCUGAUCUACUCUUUUAUAUCCAUCAAAUCUAAUUACAACUAAUAAAGGCAUAUACUAUGGGAUUCGUUCGACUUGAUCUUGGACAUGAUUCCUCAUCAGCUGAUGUUUCCCCUCUAGACCUUCGAGUUGAUAUCCUUCCACAGAAGCAUGUGGCUUUGGAAAUGUGUUAAUCGAUGGUCAACCUCUUUCACAAACAUUCGAUUCGGAAACUUCAAUCUCAUCUGGAAGAGGUUCCAUUUCGACAUCAACAAAUAAAGUCGUAGUGGGAUCAUGGUCUGUCGAUUGUGUCAUUAUCGAUGGCAAACCACGUGGACAACUUAUGAAGUUUAUGAUUGAUUUUGUUGAUGGAAAGACAAUUGCGAACUCAGGAUUCUCUAUUUUGUUCAGACAAACUGAAGGAACGGAAAUCAUGAACAUCGAAACUAUUUCAUCGGAAGAGGAUCAAGUUAUCGAACAUCAUUCAUCAUCGGAUAAGCAACAUCAUAAUGGAAUGGGUCCAGAGGGAGAACACAAGCAUCAUAUGGACGAAGGAUCUAAGGAGGAACACAAAAUUUAUAUGAGCAAGAGUCCUCAAGGAGAACAUAAAGAUCAUAUGGAUAACGGCCCAGAAGGAGAGCAUAAACACCAGAUGGGCCACAAAGAGUUCAACAUUUCACAAAGAGUUGGGCGAACUUAGAUAUAUGAAAGCUCAAAUGAAAGAGUUAAAGUAUCUCCUCCAUGAAAAGAAGCAUCACAUCUCAAGAUACGCUCGAGAACAUCAUGAUCUUCACGAUAGAAUCAGAGAUUGUGAUAGUCUUCGAUGUGUCGCUAGAGUUAUCAGCGAGAGAGCUCGUAAAUUCUACGGAAGAAUUGCUGGGGAUGAAUUUGAUGAAGAAUCAUUCCAUCAUUCUCGCAUGUCCCACUCAACGAAGGGUAAGAAACAUGGUAAAAGAUUUGAUGGAAAGCCAGAUAGCCAUACAUCUGGUAACCAUACUUCUCCACAUGUACCCCACGGCAAAAAUAAUCAUACCGGUCCACACUUCCCUCCUCAUCGACACCAUGUUCUUCCAAUAUGUCAUUAUCCUCCUCCUUUUGAUUUUCAUCCACAUGGUCCUCAUCAUGAUGGACCACAUGGACCGCCACACGAACCCCCUCAUAGACCUCCCCAUGGACCUCCUUCACACGAAUUCGGUCCUCUUGGAUUCGAACACGGAAUACACCAUGAAAUGAACCCUUUCCAUGAUGACAAUGAAGAACAUGGACGUUGGAAAGGACGACCAAGACAUCAUGGAGAUGAAUCUGAAGAAUUAGAAAGACCUCACAGGGGUCAUGACAGCUUCGAAGAUGAAUUUGAAGGACGUCAUGGGAAACAUGCUCAACCACAUCAUGAACAAGGACCACCAUCGUUUGAUGGCCCAGACCUCGAUCACCCAGAAGAACAUCAUCAUGGUGAACAUCCACACGAUGGGCCAUUUGAUGGACCCGAAUGCGACGGACCACAUCAUCCACAUGAGGGACCAUUCGAUGGACCAGAAAAUGACGGACCCCACCACAGCCCACCUCACAGCGGUCCUCACGAAGACCAAGAACCUCCCUUCCAUCCCGGCCCCCCAAGCUCGCAUCCCCCACCACCACCCUCCGAACCCGAGCACGAGCACUUCAACCCCCCUCCCCACUACCUCGAAGACAACUUCUCUGGUCCUCCACCCCACUUCCUACUCCACAUCCUCUAAUUCGCACUCAUCGGCUUCCUCCUCUCCCUCCUCCUCAUCACUCUCCACCGCCGCACCCGCAACCCCAAAACCCGUUCUACCCAAGGAUCUAACCGCCAAUCUCGUCUCGAAAACCACUGUCGCCGCCGCGCCAGUUUCAAAAGCUGGUGGAAUCAUAUCAUAGGCCAAGAAGAAGAUUUCGAAGAAAAGGAUAGAUUACUCUCUGCUUCUGAUUCUGAUUCCGAUAGUGAUUGUGAGAGUGGAAAUGAAGACACCCCCUCCGAAUUCUCAGUCAGCCAAGAUAUUUCCUCCUUGCGUAAUGCGGUGGAUGUAGUGAGCGAUAUGGUAGCUGCGGAGGAAGGACGUUCGUUUUCUUCUCUUCCUGUUCCCGCUCAUUCUGUUCCUAUUCCUAUUUCUAUUCCUGUUCAUCAACGAAAUAUAUCCGCAGAUCAAAUCCUCCAUUUCGAUGGGUAUACGCAUGGGAUUGGUAUUGAAAUUGGAGAGGGAAUGAAUGAUGAUGAUGAUGAUGAGAUAUUGCCAGCAUAUGAAGAUAAUGAUGGGAGUGAGGAGUCUGGAAGUGUGGCGGAUGGAUUUAGAUACACAACUGGAUGUAGUGCGUAUAGUCCGAGUCAUUCGGCGAGUGGGAGUGUGAGUGAUGUUUUGGGGGAUAAGGUUUAG